AUGGCUGAGCAGGGAGCCCCUUCGGGCGACCUUGAACGCGGCGCGCAGCAAGCCCAGCCCUCGAGCUCGGAGCGACGUGACUCGCGGCGCGUUUCCCGAGUCUCCUACAAAGAGGACUACAGUAACCUCGACGAGUAUGGGAAGCUGGUUAAGUAUGCCUCUACCUAUCGCGAGGGAAGAGGCGAUGAAGCCCAGGGCGAAGAGGAGAUGAAGCGUGUGUGGUAUGCGCCAUGGAAGAAGCGCAAGGUGUUCGUCAAACACGUCGAUCAGCAGCAGGGUUUCCCUGAGGACUGGCUUCUCACAGAUAUUCGCCGGGGCUUGAACAGCAGCGAGGUGCCCGACAGACGGCGUCGCUCAGGUUGGAACGAGCUGCAGUCCGAGAAGGAGAACCCGAUUGCCAAGAUCCUAUCUUACUUCAGGGGCCCUAUUCUUUAUGUGAUGGAACUGGCUGUACUUCUGGCUGCUGGUCUCGAUGACUGGAUUGACUUCGGUGUUAUCAUCGGUAUCCUCUGCUUGAACGCCGCCGUGGGUUGGUACCAAGAAAAGCAAGCCGCGGACGUGGUCGCGAGUUUGAAAGGUGAUAUCGCCAUGCGAGCCACGGUUAUUCGUGAUGGGCAGCAACAGGAAAUUCUUGCUCGAGAGCUUGUUCCUGGCGACGUGAUUAUUGUUUCCGAAGGUCAUGUCGUCCCUGGUGAUGCUAAGGUCAUUUGCGACUUCAAUGAUCCAGCUGGAUUCGAAGAAUACAAGAGAAUGCUGGAGCAAGGCGAUCUCAGCAGUACAUCCGAGUCUGACCUCGAGGACAACGAGCCCGAAAAGACUGAAAAGCAAGCCGAAGGCGAGGCCGCAAGCCCCGAAGAGGGAAAGCAACCGUCAAGGCCCAAGCGCGGGUACCCCAUUCUGGCCUGCGAUCACUCCGCCAUCACCGGAGAGUCCUUGGCUGUGGAUCGUUAUAUGGGCGGCAUGAUCUAUUACACGACCGGCUGCAAGCGUGGAAAGGCCUAUGCUGUGGUGCAAACUGGCGCGAAAAACUCCUUUGUCGGAAAGACAGCCAGCAUGGUGCAGUCGGCCAAGGGCGCUGGCCACUUUGAGAUUGUCAUGGACAACAUUGGAACUUCGCUCCUGAUUCUUGUUAUGGCAUGGAUCUUGGCCGCUUGGAUCGGUGGUUUCUUCCGCCACAUCCCUAUCGCCUCGCCUGGUCAACAGACGCUUCUUCACUACACUCUUGCUCUGCUCAUUAUUGGUGUGCCGGUCGGUCUGCCUGUUGUCACCACCACGACCAUGGCAGUCGGUGCAGCGUAUCUGGCAAAGAAAAAGGCAAUUGUGCAGAAACUUACAGCAAUCGAAUCACUAGCGGGCGUUGAUAUCCUGUGCUCAGAUAAAACGGGUACAUUGACAGCCAAUAAGCUCAGCAUUCGUGAGCCGUAUGUGGCCGAAGGUGUGGAUGUGGACUGGAUGUUUGCCGUGGCGGUCCUGGCAUCAUCCCACAACAUCGAAUCCCUUGACCCAAUCGAUAAGGUGACCAUUCUUACGCUCCGCCAGUACCCCAAGGCCAGAGAGAUCUUGCGCCGCGGCUGGAAGACUGAGAAAUUCACGCCCUUUGAUCCAGUUUCCAAGCGCAUUGUAACCAUUGCGAGCUGCGACGGGAUUCGGUAUACUUGCACCAAGGGCGCACCCAAGGCGGUGCUUCAAUUGACCAACUGCUCCAAGGAGACCGCUGACCACUACAAAGCCAAAGCGCAGGAAUUUGCUCAUCGUGGCUUCCGCUCGCUCGGUGUCGCCGUGCAAAGAGAAGGUGAAGAUUGGACUCUCCUAGGCAUGCUUCCUAUGUUCGAUCCGCCCCGAGAAGACACAGCUCAGACGAUUACCGAAGCUCAGAACUUAGGCAUCAGUGUCAAGAUGCUCACUGGUGACGCGAUUGCCAUCGCAAAAGAGACUUGCAAGAUGCUGGCCCUCGGCACCAAGGUGUAUAACUCGGACAAGUUGAUUCACGGCGGCCUCAGCGGAGCAAUGGCCGGAGAUCUAGUUGAGAAAGCCGACGGCUUUGCCGAAGUUUUUCCCGAGCAUAAAUACCAAGUGGUGCAGAUGCUCCAAGAUCGAGGCCACCUAACGGCGAUGACAGGCGAUGGUGUCAACGACGCGCCCUCUUUGAAAAAGGCUGAUUGUGGUAUUGCUGUGGAAGGCGCUUCCGAGGCGGCGCAAUCGGCCUCAGACAUUGUUUUCUUGGAGCCCGGCCUAUCUACCAUCAUUGACUCGAUCAAGGUAGCGCGGCAGAUCUUCCACCGCAUGAAGGCAUACAUCCAGUACCGUAUCGCGCUUUGCUUGCAUUUGGAGAUCUAUCUGGUCACAUCCAUGAUUAUUCUCAACGAGAGCAUCCGAGUCGAGCUGAUUGUUUUUCUGGCCUUGUUCGCCGAUCUGGCUACCGUGGCAGUGGCAUACGACAACGCAUCAUUCGACCUUCGGCCGGUGGAAUGGCAACUCCCGAAGAUCUGGUUCAUCUCGGUCCUGUUGGGCUUGCUCCUCGCCCUGGGAACCUGGGUGGUACGUGGUAGCAUGUUCUUGCCGUCUGGUGGGAUCAUCCAAAACUGGGGAUCCAUUCAAGAGGUCUUGUUCUUGGAAGUCGCCUUAACGGAGAACUGGCUGAUUUUCGUCACCCGCGGCAUGGACACCUGGCCGUCCAUCCAUCUGGUGACCGCCAUUCUCGGCGUGGACAUCUUGGCCACGAUCUUUUGUCUCUUCGGCUGGUUUAGUAACCAGGACAUGCCCACCAUACCGGCCGACCAGUUCGUGGAGACUAGCAAUGGCUGGACGGAUAUUGUGACGGUGGUGCGGGUCUGGGGCUACUCCCUGGGCGUCGAGAUCGUGAUCGCCUUGGUGUAUGUCAUGUUGAAUAAGUUCAAGUGGUUGGAUAACCUGGGACGUGCCAAGCGGGACAAGGGUGAUCUGAAGAUCGAGAAUCUGUUGGGCCAUCUGGCUCGGCUGACAGUAGAAUACGAGGAGCCCGGGAAGCCCAAGGGCCGCUUCUCUCUGGCGGCCAGCAAAGAAGAGGAGGAAUUGGAGUAA
This is a messenger RNA of Aspergillus saccharolyticus JOP 1030-1, 3060 nucleotides long. RefSeq names its product putative plasma membrane H(+)ATPase. The record is from RefSeq and is a predicted model, not a curated record. The coding region runs from base 1 to 3060 and encodes 1019 amino acids. The transcript has 4 exons. Gene Ontology annotation, molecular function: P-type proton-exporting transporter activity; ATP binding; ATP hydrolysis activity. Gene Ontology annotation, cellular component: plasma membrane. Gene Ontology annotation, biological process: regulation of intracellular pH; proton export across plasma membrane. NCBI's taxonomy places the organism in Eukaryota, Fungi, Ascomycota, Eurotiomycetes, Eurotiales, Aspergillaceae.